UCGCAUCAGGAAGUCGGUGAAAAUACUUGCGAUUGGUAUUUUUCAAAGUCGACACGUUUUGAAUUAUUGAGAAUCAAACAUAAAAAUAUGGCUACAGAUUGGUUUGGUUACGGUUAUGCAGCUCUGAUAACGAUAGGAGGGAUUAUUGGUUAUGUUAAAGCAGGUAGCGUCAUGUCUUUGGUGUCAGGGCUGCUGUUUGGCGUUGCAGCGUUUGUUGGUGCCUAUCAGAUGUCAAAAAAUGGCAGAGAUAUCUGGGUUUCACUGGGCACAUCUGGAUCACUGACUGUUGUGAUGGGAGUGAGAUUUCUAAGUUCAUGGAAGUUUAUGCCAGCUGGACUCAUGGCAGGAAUGAGUUUGUUGAUGUUCCUGCGGAUAGGUGUCAAAGUACUACAGACUUCACAAAAGAAAAAAUGAACAACAAAUUAUUUCUUUAUUUUUAUUAUGUGUCUUGAUUUUGAUACAAGAUGAUCUAAGUAAAAAAAAGAAAGUAAACUGGUUGCAUUGUUGAAAUAAGUAUAUUUGUUUGAUAUAUUGAAAUAUUCCUAUACUAUGUAUGUACCUAUAUACAUUAAAAAUAGUUAGCAUAUUA
Misgurnus anguillicaudatus (oriental weatherfish) is the source of this 589-nucleotide messenger RNA. RefSeq names its product transmembrane protein 14Cb (gene tmem14cb). Lineage: Eukaryota; Metazoa; Chordata; Actinopteri; Cypriniformes; Cobitidae. The record is from RefSeq and is a predicted model, not a curated record. Gene Ontology annotation, biological process: regulation of heme biosynthetic process. Gene Ontology annotation, cellular component: mitochondrial membrane.